Molecule: messenger RNA, 1480 nt
Organism: Gastrolobium bilobum
Lineage: Eukaryota; Viridiplantae; Streptophyta; Magnoliopsida; Fabales; Fabaceae
Product: glutamine synthetase PR-2
Exons: 12
Coding region: 156-1226 (356 amino acids)
Cellular component (GO): cytoplasm
Molecular function (GO): glutamine synthetase activity
Source: RefSeq, a predicted model, not a curated record
AGCACAUAGAAGCACGAACUCUCUGUAGUCUUCAAUGAUUGAGUUAUAAAAAGGGAUUAGAGCCAAUAUAGUAUUUCACCCUAUCUUGCAACUGUUGUUAGUUGUUAGCUACUAUCUGUUCCUCUCAUAGUGUUCUUCUUCCUGCACAAGUUGCCAUGUCUUUGCUUUCAGAUCUCAUCAACCUUAACCUUUCAGAAUCCACUGAUAAGGUUAUUGCUGAAUACAUAUGGAUUGGUGGAUCUGGUAUGGACCUAAGAAGCAAAGCCAGGACUCUUUCUGGACCAGUUGAUGACCCUGCAAAACUUCCAAAGUGGAACUAUGAUGGUUCUAGCACAGAACAAGCUCCUGGGGAGGACAGUGAAGUCAUUCUAUACCCACAAGCUAUUUUCAGGGACCCAUUUAGGAGAGGCAAGAAUAUUCUUGUGAUUUGUGAUGUUUACACCCCAGCUGGAGAGGCACUUCCAACAAACAAGAGGUUCGAUGCUGCCAAAGUUUUCAGUCACCCUGACGUUGUUGCUGAGGAGCCAUGGUAUGGUAUUGAGCAAGAGUAUACCUUGUUGCAGAAAGAUAUAAAUUGGCCACUUGGGUGGCCAAUUGGUGGGUUUCCUGGACCACAGGGUCCAUACUACUGUGGGAUUGGUGCUGAUAAAGCUUAUGGCCGUGAUAUUGUAGAUGCACAUUACAAAGCUUGUCUUUAUGCUGGCAUUAACGUUAGUGGUAUCAAUGGAGAGGUUAUGCCUGGCCAGUGGGAAUUCCAAGUAGGCCCUUCUGUUGGUAUCUCUGCUGGAGAUGAGUUAUGGGCUGCACGCUACAUUCUGGAGAGGAUUACAGAGAUAGCUGGAGUAGUUGUUUCAUUUGAUCCCAAGCCUAUUAAGGGAGAUUGGAAUGGAGCUGGUGCUCAUUCAAACUACAGCACCAAAUCCAUGAGAAAAGAGGGAGGUUUUGAGGUCAUCAAAAAGGCCAUCGAAAAACUUGGAUUGAGGCACAAGGAGCACAUUGCUGCUUAUGGAGAAGGCAAUGAGAGACGUCUCACUGGAAGACAUGAAACAGCAGAUAUCAACACCUUCACUUGGGGUGUGGCAAACCGUGGAGCCUCAGUUAGAGUUGGAAGAGAGACAGAAAAAGAUGGCAAAGGUUACUUUGAGGACAGAAGGCCUGCUUCUAAUAUGGAUCCCUAUGUAGUCACCUCCAUGAUUGCAGAGACUACCAUCCUCUGGAAACCAUGAAGUCACUGCCAUUUGUCUCCAGAUCUAGACCACUCUAUGUUGCAAUUGCGUCUUCAAUCUCAUUUAGUCUUAUAAUAAUUUAUAUAUGCAAGGUGUUGUUUCAUUAGUAAUUGCCAAGUGGUCUUUAUAAGCAAUGCAUUUGCUUCAUGUUAUGUGUUUUGAUAACCAUAAUUUGAUCAGUAAUAACAAGAAGUGCUUCUUUAUUUGACUUAUUAGAUUUAUGGAUCAAUAUUGGUUAUGGUAUGGUUUAUUUG